Carassius auratus (goldfish) is the source of this 1439-nucleotide messenger RNA. Its product is annotated as fin bud initiation factor-like. The record is from RefSeq and is a predicted model, not a curated record. NCBI's taxonomy places the organism in Eukaryota, Metazoa, Chordata, Actinopteri, Cypriniformes, Cyprinidae. The transcript has a single exon. The coding region runs from base 399 to 1031 and encodes 210 amino acids.
CAGAAGCCCAGGUCUUUUAAUGUCAAGCCCUGUAAUGUGUUUUGGCUUUUAAGUGAAGGAGUGACGGGCUUGUAAUUUGAGCGUCUGACCGGGGGUAUUAUUAUCUAAACCUAGCACAGAGUCUGAACGGUCCAGAUGUUCAAACAGAAACCAGGAAGGACACGGCGAGGGUCUGUGUGUCUCACGCCUGUUGAUUUAGGCAAAAACACAGGCAGGAAAGCGGACUGGAAAGUUGCGAUAUCAAACCGAGGACGAUUCUGUGUGAUUUAGCUGUUUCUGCGUCGGGAGUGCGCGGUGUUUGGCGCUCUGGACAUGCGUGGGGCUGGAGCAGGAGGGCUUGUCUAAAGUUUGAACAGCAGAGCUGAAGGUAGCCUACUGUCGACUGUGAUAAGACAGAGAUGGCUAUGAUGGCUUCCCCUCUGUUCCUACUGAUAGUCUGUCUGCUCUCGUUGCGAGUCGGAGAGGCUUUCUUUGCGGGACCCCUGCACCCAGAGAUGUCCAACGGCACCUUUCAUCAUUAUUUCGUGCCGGAUGGCAACUACGAAGAAAACGACGAUCCCGAGAAAUGUCAGAUGCUGUUCAAAAUGACCGACAAUCGCAAAUGCACCCUGGACGAGGACCAGGACUCGGUGAUCCGGGACGAUUUUAUCAUCAUCAAGCGGCACAUCGAGGACGCGGCGAGGGUGCUGGAGGGCAUCGGGAAGAGCAUCUCCUUCGACCUGGACGGAGAGGACAGCUACGGGAAAUACCUGAGACGGGAGACGACCCAGAUCAGCGAGGCGUUUUCUAACUCCGAGAAGUCUCUUCUGGAGCUGGAGGUGAAAUUCAAACAGAGCCAGGAAACUGAGCUGAAAGAGGAGCACAAGAUCAACGACGACUUCCUCGACAUGAUCGUGCACACGCGCGACGUCUUGAAGGAGACUCUGGACAUCUCGCUGGGACUGAAGGACAAGCACGAGCUGCUGUCGCUCAUCAUCCGGAGUCACGGGACCCGGUUGAGCCGUCUGAAGAACGAGUACAUGAAGGUGUAGAGAGGACUGUCUGUCUGCCUUCAGGAGCCUACCCAGGCAAACCCUUACCCUAUGGCAAGGCUUUUUAACAUUCAUUCCUUCAAAUGAAGUGGGCUAUAGUAAUUUACUUGUACUUGUUUUUAGUAAAUAGUCAAUUUUCCCAAUAAAAUUGUCCCAAUCGUCUUUAAGUAAUAGUACUGAAGCUAUAUACUGCACAUAAUUAUUCAGUUCAAAUUAAUUUCUAUGAAACACUAGGGUCAAUCCUAUCUCUUAUUAGUAAUAUAUAGGCUACUGUCUCACUAGUAACACAACACACACUGGUCUAACAAAUGAAGCUGAAAUAGUCUACAUUUGUGACCCUGGACCACAAAACCAGUCAUAAGGGGCCAUUUUCUCAAAAGUAUAUUUAUACAUAAUCCGCGAGCUAAA